AUGGUUAUCUCCAUUGGUGGAUAUAUUAUAAAUCUUUCAGUAUAUCAAGCAUUCUUCAAACUCAUUCAAGAACAAAUAUUUAGUCAAAUUCUUCUCUGGCAACUUAGCUUCAUCCCCGGAAUUUUAUUAAAUCUUGGGGCUGCUUCAAAUGCUUUAAUUCUUUAUUCUACCAGCAAAGAAUACCACAAAUCAAUGAAGCAAUAUUUGUUUAACUUGGCUAUUCAUUGUGGAUUUAAAAAAAUAAAUCAAGUUACUGCAGUGGCUCCAAUAAUCCCUAGUACAAUUAAAAGCAGCAACAAGAAAAAUAUUUAUUAG
This is a messenger RNA of Meloidogyne enterolobii, 315 nucleotides long. NCBI's taxonomy places the organism in Eukaryota, Metazoa, Nematoda, Chromadorea, Rhabditida, Meloidogynidae. The record is from the annotation of a GenBank genome assembly.